GCCUUCGGGAGUGCGCAGGCGCAGACGUCGCGGCUCUCCAUCAUCGCCUUUGUCUGGGUCAGCCUCCUCUUGGGCCCCCAGGAGCUGAAGUUUCUCCACCCCUCAAUCCUCCCGAGAGUCCUCAGCCUCCAGCCUGCCUCGCCGCUGCUGCUUUGAUUUACAGACACAGCAUCAGAGUCCUGAGUUGCUCCGUUCAAACAAAGACAGUGUGUGGCCGAGAAGAAACGUGAGUCUGCCGGUGAAUGAAGCCUUUUAUGAUGCCUUAAUGUCCUUAGAGCUUCCUCGAGAGUUUACAACCUCCAACGGGUGUGUGUUUGUUUGUUUACUGCGAUCAGCUCUUUCCCGUUGGAGGGACAGUUGCUGAGCAUUCAUUAGAAACAGCCUGUGGAGUUUAUACACUGAUAAGGACACGGGAGGAAAGAAUUGUGAGUUAAGUCUCAUCUUUCUCUAUAGAAAUAGACUAAGAACAAAUUCGGAAAACCUAGGAAACGAAGUAUUUCCUCUGGGUUCUUCAAGAGUUCUCUCCUAAAUAUGGGACUCAGUUAAAGAGACUUUGAACUAUCAUUUACACACAUCCAUAAUUUAUUUGUGAAAAUGAAAGAAAAUAUAAAAAAAGAACGAUUAACAUAAAGACAGUGCUGUUUUUCAGUCCCUCUGUAACCACGUUUCAGGUUUCUCAUAUAAAAAGUCUCUCAUCCAUAUUCGGCGUCACUAGAUACUUGUGAUUUAGUAUUGAAAAGAAAGUAUAUGUAUUUAGUGAAUGUGGAAAAGCUUUCAUCCUUUCUCAGUAGAUGCUAGGAGAAAUUUUUUGUGCAUAACAGAAUGCUGGAAAGUCUUCAGCCUGAGUCAGAUCUCCUGAAUGAUGAACUUGCUCCCGGAGAGACACUUUAUGAAUGUAACGAAUGUAGAAAAACCUUUGGCCUGGAACAGAACUUUGUGGAACAUAAGAAAAUGCAUAGUGGAGAGAAACUGCAUGAGUGUACAGAAUGUGGUAAAGAGUUUUCUCGAGUCGCCUCACUUACUCUGCAUUUGAGAAGCCACGCACCGAAGAAAUCCUACACAUGCAGUAAAUGUGGAAAAGCCUUCAGCCAGAGAGCAAACUUGCUGUCUCACCAGAAACAACAUACUGAGGAGAAAGCCUAUGAGUGUGAGAAAACUUCCGUCGCAGUGACAGCCCUCACUAGAAAUCAGAGAAAUGUGGGCAGUAAACCAUAUGCGUGUAAGGAAUGUGGGAAGGCUUUUAAUGGUAAAUCAUAUCUCAAAGAACACGAGAAAAUUCAUACUGGAGAGAAACCAUUCGAAUGUAACCAGUGUGGAAGAGCCUUCAGUCAGAGGCAGUACCUCAUUAAACACCAGAACAUCCACAGUGGAAAGAAACCUUUUAAAUGUAAUGAGUGUGGAAAAGCUUUUAGCCAGAAAGAAAACCUCAUUAUACACCAGAGAAUCCAUACUGGAGAGAAACCAUAUGAAUGUAAAGGGUGUGGGAAAGCCUUCAUUCAGAAGUCAAGCCUCAUCAGACACCAGAGAAGUCACACUGGAGAGAAACCUUAUACGUGCAAGGAGUGUGGAAAAGCCUUCAGUGGCAAAUCGAAUCUCACUGAGCAUGAGAAAAUUCACAUUGGAGAGAAACCCUAUAAGUGUAAUGAAUGUGGAACAAUCUUCAGGCAGAAACAGUACCUUAUCAAACAUCACAAUAUUCACACGGGCGAAAAGCCCUACGAAUGUAAUAAAUGUGGGAAAGCCUUUUCUCGGAUUACAUCACUUAUUGUACACGUGAGAAUUCACACAGGUGAUAAGCCCUAUGAAUGUAAAAUCUGUGGGAAGGCCUUCUGUCAGAGUUCAUCUCUUACAGUGCAUAUGAGAAGCCAUACGGGCGAGAAACCCUAUGGUUGUAACGAAUGUGGGAAGGCCUUUUCUCAGUUCUCAACCCUUGCUUUACACAUGAGAAUCCAUACCGGUGAAAAACCCUAUCAGUGUAACGAGUGUGGGAAGGCUUUCAGCCAGAAGUCUCACCACAUUAGACACCAGAGAAUCCAUAUCCAUUAAAACUCUAUGAAUGCCUUAGAUACAGGAAAGCUUGAGCAGAAUGUAUGAUUAAUAUAUCAAAAGAUUUAUCUUACAUUGAAGUUACACAAAUGUGAGAAAUCUUUCUGUAGUGACUUAAAAGCUUAAAAUAUAAAGAUAUUUAAUAAGAUAUAUUACAGUAUUAUAUACUUCCCAGACUCACAAUAAACCUUAUUAGUGCUACCAUUGUAGGAUCCUUCUUAAUGAACUUAGAGUCCAGUGGUCUUAAUUAGGAUAGUCUUAGGAAGAUUAUCAAAGGUAUUAAGAUAAUAUCAGCAAUAUAAAGGUUUGAAAAUAAGAGGAAAAAAAUAUUUUUGAUAUAUGCUUUGGUAUAUAGAUAAUUUGUGAAAAUCAUUUUUCAAAGAAGGCAUUUUGGGAUAGGGUCUCCCUAUGUACAUAGCUCAGGAUGACCUCAAACUCACCAUGUGGUCCAAGUUGUCCUCAUGUUUCUGUUAAUCCACUUACUUGUCUAUCCAUUGCUACAAUUACAGAUAUCACCAUGCCAGCUCAAGUCUUUGUUGAUGGAAUUGUAUAAAGUUGAGGUCAGAACAGAAUGUCGAAUCUGGAAACAUGGAUGAAUUCGUGGGAAACUGGUAACUGAUUGUGGCAAUAUCCUAGAUCAAUGGGGAAAUCGUGGAGGACUUAAAAAAUAAUCUCAGGAUCAUUAACUCUUUGUGUGGGAAAAUAAGAGGCCUCUGAUGUAAUUUAUUAAAUAUUUCUUGGGAAUUCCAGUGUCUGCAGAAAGCAAAACUUUGUGUCAGAAUUUUCUAAGAGGACGGUUUCUGAGACCUUGGAGGAGAAAACAAAUUUUAGGUUCUAGAAUCCUCAGCUGUUAAUCUUGAGCAUUUAUACUUAUUCUCAAGGGGUUGGUAUGCCUGUGUGGGGAGCCAUGGACCAGCUAGUCUGUUCAUCACAGCAUGCAUCUUGGUAGCGGAAGGUGGGCGUCUCUGUUUUUCGCUUGUGAAGUAGAUAAAGAAGAAAAUGUAACUGUCAUACAGUAAAGUACAACAGAUGGAAUCCGUGCUCACAGCAAACCAAAACAGUGUAUCAGUGUGGAGAAGAUUGAAGCAAUGGAUAUAUUGUCAUUUUCCUAUGUAAAUCUGAAUAAAACCAACUUAUCAACCCCAGUA
Messenger RNA from Psammomys obesus (fat sand rat), 3194 nucleotides. RefSeq names its product zinc finger protein 260 (gene Znf260). The transcript is spliced from 3 exons. Lineage: Eukaryota; Metazoa; Chordata; Mammalia; Rodentia; Muridae. Bases 823 to 2046 code for a protein of 407 amino acids. The record is from RefSeq and is a predicted model, not a curated record.